AUGAUUCUCUCUCUCCCUCUCUAUAUCUAUUUGAACCAUUCUUUUGUCUGUUCAUUUGAUCUUUCUUAUUCUCUCGCUCCAUCUCUCUUUCUAUUGAACCCGCAUCCACAAUUUUUCUAUCUAGUGAAUCGUUUCCAUUGCCGAAACGUACGUUUGACAAUUGGGCGAUGGAGACGGCGUUGUAUGCUCAACCGAAUAAAUAAUAAUAAUCUAUCUAUCUAUCUAUCUAUCUAUCUAUCUAUCUAUCUAUCUAUCUGUUGCAUUUCUCCUAACAUCUUGCCGUCAGAUAUUGGCAGUAUUUUCUUUCAAUGUCAUAAUAUUCGAACCAACUUUACAAACAUUGUCUUCUGUUUAUCUGCCAUCUUUCUCUAUAGUAAUAUUCUUGGUCGAUCUAUUGAAAAUAUUCGUCUCCUCUUGCCAUCUCUCAUUGUAUCUUCUUUUCCUGCUUCUUCUUCUUCUUCGUUUUGGUUUUGCUUAUUCGUUGAGAUUCGUCUUCUGUUUUCAGUUAUUCGUCUUCUGUUGCCAUCUCUCAUUGUAUCUUCUUCUUCUUCUCCUGCUUCUUCUUCUUCUUCGUCUUCUUCUUCUUCUUCUUCUUCUUCUUCUUUUUCUUCUUCUUUUUCUUCGUAUUGGUUCUGUUUAUUCGUUGAGAUUCAUCUCUUCUUGCUCUCUCUCAUUGUAUCUUCUUCUUCUUCUCCUGCUUCUUCUUCUUCUUCGUCUUCUUCUUCGUUUUGGUUCUGUUUAUUCGUUGAGAUUCGUCUUCUGUUGCCAUCUCUCAUUGUAUCUUCUUCUUCUUCUCCUGCUUCUUCUUCUUCUUCUUCUUCUUCUUUUUCUUCGUUUUGGUUUUGCUUAUUCGUUGAGAUUCGUCUUCUGUUUUCAAUUGUUUCUUCUUCUUCUUCUUCUUCUUCGUUUUGGUUUUGCUUAUUCGUUGAGAUUCGUCUUCUGUUUUCAAUUGUUUCUUCUUCUUCUUCUUCUUCUUCGUUUUGGUUUUGCUUAUUCGUUGAGAUUCGUCUUCUGUUUUCAAUUGUUUCUUCUUCUUCUUCUUCUUCUUCUUCUUCUUCUUCUUCUUCAUUCGUCUUCUGUUGCCAUCUCUCAUUGUAUCUUCUUCUUCUUCUUCUUCUUCUCCUGCUUCUUCUUCUUCUUCUUCUUCUGCUUCUUCUUCUUCUUCUUCUUCUUUGUUUUGGUUUUGCUCAUUCAUUGAGAUUCGUCUUCUGUUUUAAGUUGUAUUUUCUUCUUCCUCUCCUUCUUCUUCUUCUUCUUUCAUUCCUUCCUUCCUUCCUUCCUUCCUUCCUCCCUCUCUCCCUUCCUUCCCUCCUUACAUACUUUCUUUCUUCCUUUGCUAUUAUACUCCAUCUACUCUCCCCUCUUUUUCCGCUAUCCUCAGACUAG
Molecule: messenger RNA, 1386 nt
Organism: Acanthosepion pharaonis
Lineage: Eukaryota; Metazoa; Mollusca; Cephalopoda; Sepiida; Sepiidae
Source: the annotation of a GenBank genome assembly